AUGUCUGAUGCGCCGCGACCAACCCUCAAGCUCAAGCUGGGCAAGAGACCCGCAGCGCCUCCAGCUGAGCCAGCGCCAGCGCCUGCACCAACUUCAGCUGAACCUUCACAGCCAAAAUUGACACUUAAACUCGCUCGCAAACCCCAAAAUAUAGCUGGUGAAUCCUCUGAGAAACCUAAAAAGAAGAAAUCGUCAAAAAAACGGCCCGCCGAACAUGUUGCGCAGCCUGAACCCGUGGUCGAGCAGCAAGGCCCAAAGAGGCUCAAGCUAAACACAUCCAAGAAACCUGCACUCCAGUCGAUUCGCAUCAAAAACAAGGGCAUGGUACCCAAUCGACCGGUUGGCGUCGGCUACGAUUCAGAGGCAUCUGAUACGGAAAUCGAUCCAUCUAUCGAAGAACAGUUCAUUCUACGAAUGUUACCCGGCGAAGACUGCGAGUAUCUGCAAAAGGCUAUCAAUGAACGGAGGUUCGAUAAGUCGGAGUUUUCCUUCAAACCCCUGACUCGCGAUGGACGACGGGCCAUCUUCAAAAUCCGAGAUAAACAGUACGCAGCGGCCUUGGUAGAUCUCCCCUGCAUCAUCGAAGGCAUGAAGAGUUGGGACCGUCGAGGCUGGUACAAAUCGGCCGACAUCUGUCAAAUGCUGUUGAUAUUAGGGCAGGUUUCCAGCGACCAGGAAGCUUUAGAUUUUCCUCUUCCUCCAGACAUCGAAAACCCGGAUACUAAAGCACUCCACUACCCUCAUGGUCUCGCGCCGCCGUUACGCUGGGUCCGCAAACGACGCUUCCGUGAUCGUGUUAGCUCACGUACUAUUGAACAAGUCGAGAAAGCAGUCGAAGAUUUAGUUGCGCAAGACGAGACAUCACUCUUUCCUCCAAGAUUCGAGUUGGUAGAUAGCGCCUCGCUCAACCGUGCGGAAAGAUUCGAACAGGGCGGAGAAUACGACGAGUACUACGAUGAGGACCAAGAUGCGGAAGGAGAGGCAGAUGAAGACAUGAUGGAUGACUUUGAAGACGCACUGGCCGCCGAGAUGGAAGCCGCCUUGGCGGCCGGAGAUGAUGACGAUGGGGUUCCAGCAACUCCAGCGGAUCAGCCACUCACAGCGACGACUCCAGCUGCGCCAAACGAAGUUGGAGGUGAUGGAGACUCGUCCGGAGAUGAUAGUGACAUGUCUGACGAGGGCGGUGAUGGCGCUGACGAUGACCUUGAUGAUGAACAGCUCGAGCAACAACGCCAGCUGCAACAACACCGAGAAGAAGUCGCUGAGCUGGAAGCUCUUAUUCGCACAGAAACUGCAACAUGGGAGAAAGUCACAAAUCAUAUUCUGCGCAGCAAAAUGGGUCGGCGAAUCCAGGAGCUCAAGAAAGACCUGGAACUAAAGAAGGUCUCGAUUGGAAUGCCGGACGACAAUGACGUCUAG
Penicillium macrosclerotiorum is the source of this 1419-nucleotide messenger RNA. Its product is annotated as transcription initiation factor TFIID subunit 7 family protein. The record is from RefSeq and is a predicted model, not a curated record. Gene Ontology annotation, biological process: transcription initiation at RNA polymerase II promoter; RNA polymerase II preinitiation complex assembly. Gene Ontology annotation, molecular function: RNA polymerase II general transcription initiation factor activity. Gene Ontology annotation, cellular component: transcription factor TFIID complex. The coding region runs from base 1 to 1419 and encodes 472 amino acids. The transcript has a single exon. NCBI's taxonomy places the organism in Eukaryota, Fungi, Ascomycota, Eurotiomycetes, Eurotiales, Aspergillaceae.